Tribolium madens (black flour beetle) is the source of this 586-nucleotide messenger RNA. Its product is annotated as dual specificity protein phosphatase 23-like. Gene Ontology annotation, molecular function: protein tyrosine/serine/threonine phosphatase activity. The record is from RefSeq and is a predicted model, not a curated record. NCBI's taxonomy places the organism in Eukaryota, Metazoa, Arthropoda, Insecta, Coleoptera, Tenebrionidae. Bases 1 to 525 code for a protein of 174 amino acids. Gene Ontology annotation, biological process: dephosphorylation; cilium assembly. The transcript has 2 exons.
AUGAGUGAAUUCGUUAUUCCCCCGUACAACUUCUCCUGGUUUGUGGAGGGGGAGUUGGCCUGCAUGGCGUGGCCCCAAACCGUUUACAAUUUGGAGUUUUUGCGCCGCGAGGGCAUUGCCCAUCUGGUCACCCUAUCGCCCGAGAAACUCCCCCCAAUCGGGGACUUCCCCCAAAUGGGGUGGACGAGGAUCGACGUGGAGGAGUUCGAAGCGCCGUCACUCAACGACAUCAUCAAGUUUAUCGAAAUAUGCGAAAAAUGCAAAAAUAAUGACCAGGCCGUCGGCGUGCAUUGUCGCAUGGGCAGAGGCCGAACCGGCGUAAUGGCAGCUUGUUAUCUGGUGCGUUUUCAGGAUUUUGCACCUGAAAAAGCCAUUACAAGCGUAAGACUUCAGCGAGCCGGAUCAGUGGAGACUGGUGAACAAGAACGGGCCGUCAUGCGAUAUCGCGAUUACUUGAGAGGCACUAAAAUGCGACACGAGAGAGAUGACGAUGAAAAAUGUGAUUUGGAUGCGAGUCGGAGAUGAAAUUUAUACUUUGAGAAAUUUGUUUGUUUGUGUGAUGGUUUUUAGGGGAAAUAAAGUGUUU